AUGAUAGCUCAGCUUCCUCCCGCCAAAAUGCAGAUUCCGGCGCCUAUUAGGGCCCCGAAGUUUCUCUCCCGCCGGCGUCUCUUCGAGCAGAAGCUCGCUGACCUCAGCAAUUGCACGGACCUGAAGCAGCUGAAGCAGAUGCACGCACUCAUAUACAAACACAACCUCCACGAGAACCUUUUGGUGGCCCCUAAGCUCAUCUCCUCCCUGUCCCUCUGCGGCCAGAUGGCCCUCGCCGUCAAGGUGUUCGACCAAAUUCCCAACCCGAACUCCUACCAGUUCAACUUUCUGAUCAAGGCCUACAUAAAAAACUCCGAGCCCGACCGGGCCCUCGAGGUCUUCUGCCGGAUGCGGCUGUCGGGGAUCCCUCCGGACAACCACACGUACCAGUUUCUUCUGAAGGCCUGCUCGGAUCUGAAAUCGGUGGGGAUGAUUCACGCACUGGUGGAGAAAUGUAGUCUUAAUAUGGCCCCCUUCGUGCCGAAUUCAAUGAUCGAUGCUUACUCCAAGUGCGGGCCGGAGGGCAUUCAGGCCGCAAAGAAAGUCUUUGAUGUGAUGGGAGAGAGGGAUGUAGUCUCCUACAACUCGAUUAUCACUGGGCUGGAUGGAGACAUGGCCAAAGCAUUCGAGCUCUUUCAGAAAAUACCGUCGAGGAACGUUGUCUCUUGGUCGACCAUCAUUUUCGGUUUUGUGAAAACAGGCGAUCUCGAGAUGGCUAAGGUGUUGUUCGAUGGCAUGCCCGUCAAGAAUGCGGUGACGUGGACGAUUAUGAUAUCCGGGUAUGCCGAGAAGGGCCUAGGAAAGGAGGCAAUUGGGCUUUAUCACCAAAUGGAGAGAGAAAAUUUCAGGCCCGAUGAUGGGGCUUGCAUUAGUAUUUUGUCCGCUAGUGCAGAAUCCGGUUUGUUGGGCCUGGGGAAGAAAGUUCACCGUUCGAUAAUGAAGAAUCGGCCCAAAUGUGGUACCGUGGUGAGUAAUGCCUUGGUUGACAUGUACUGUAAAUGUGGGAGCUUGGACCAGGCAUGGAGGAUUUUCAAUCAGAUCGAGAAAAAAGAUUUGAUUUCUUGGAAUGCCAUGAUACACGGGCUGGCCAUUCACGGUCACGGGCCUAAGGCCCUUCAGCUUUUCAACGAAAUGAGAAUCCAAGGGUUAAAGCCCGACAAUGUGACUUUCGUGGGUGUCCUGUCCGCCUGUAGCCGCUCGGGCCUAAUCGAGACAGGAAUCAGUUAUUUCUACAGUAUGGAGAGUGAAUAUAGAAUUUGUCCACGAAUUGAACAUUACGGUUGCUUGAUUGACCUAUUGGGCCGUGGGGGCCGCUUGGAUGAAGCUUUUAGGGUAUUACACGAGAUGCCAUUCGAGCCGAAUGUUGUUAUAUGGGGUUCGAUUUUGGCGGCUUGCCGGAUGCAUAAUGAAGCCAGGCUGAGUGAGGAGGUGCUUGGCCUGCUUGUGAAAUUCGAGCCGCAAAUAAAUUAUGAGAACUAUAAUCUCGUGUUGUCGAGCGUGUUCGCUUCAGUGGGCGAUUGGUCGAGUGUUGCGAAUGUGAGAGUGAUGAUGAGGCAAAGGGUCUCUGGGGUUAGCUCGAUAGAGUUGGAUAAUAGAUUUCACAGGUUUAAGGCCAUGGAUAGAAGUCACCGGAUAUCGGAUAGGAUAUACGGAACAGUCGAUUGGCUUAACGAGCAUAUUAGGAAGAUUGGCUGUGUCCCGGACCUCGUGGUGUAG
Molecule: messenger RNA, 1716 nt
Organism: Striga hermonthica
Lineage: Eukaryota; Viridiplantae; Streptophyta; Magnoliopsida; Lamiales; Orobanchaceae
Source: the annotation of a GenBank genome assembly